UAAACUGAGUGUGUGUUCAGUGUGGAAUAAUCAAGCAGCCAAACAACCAUGAAACCCCCUUCUUCAUUCCUCAUUAAAACUCUUGUAAUAUUAGCAGCUCUAGGUGUUUCACGAGCUUUUGAUUACCAAAUCUUUGCUCAGCUGGUGACUAUUGCUCUCUCUCUCUCUGUGGUUUAAUUAAUAAUAUUUGUUUCAGUCUGUCUCUCUUCUACUUUCAUCUUGGUCUUGGUAUAAAGAGUAGAGCUACGUUGUCUAUUAUUGGUUUUCUCAUUUUUGUUUCAGUGGCAAGGCUCAUACUGUGAAACAUCGAUAACAUGCUGCACGCCAAGCACAGGAAUGCCUGCGGCAAAUUUUAGCAUUCAUGGGCUAUUUCCACGUUAUAAGAACGGGUCAUCCAUCUCAUACUGUGAUUCAAGCAACACUUUCAAUUCAUCCCAGGUAUCAGACCUUAUUAGCAGAUUGGAAACUAGUUGGACAACGUUUUCCUGCCCAGUAAUGGUCAGUCAUAUUGGGAAUACAUUUGGUUGAAAUUUGGGACCUGCACAGAGCUUGUAUUGAAUCAACACGGAUACUUCGAAGCGAACCUCGACUUAAGGGACAAAGUGGAUAUGCUCCAAGUCCUUGAGGAUGCCGGAAUCAAACCCAAUGGUGACUUCUACAGCUUGGACGCAAUCACGACAGCUAUUGAAGAAGCAACUGGAUACACUCCUACAAUCAUCUGCAAUGUCAACACGUCCGGUUACUAUCAGAUGUAUGAAAUUUACAUGUGCACAGACACUUCUGGAUCUGACUUCAUUGAGUGCCCAGUUUCACCUACCACCAAUUGUCCUUCCACCGUCCUGUUUCCUCCCUUCGUUGAAAGUGCUAGUGCUGCACGGAUCUAUCUUCCUUCCCAGCAGUAUGCUUAAAAUAGAGUUUUAGUUUUGUGUGAAGAAGGAUGUUAACUAGUUCUAGCUACUUUAAUUGUCUUCUUCAUAAAUAAUUCACUUUGACAGUGAAAUGGAGGUGAUCUAAAUAUUGUAUGUGUAUGCUUUGUGUUUAUGUAAGGAACUUAUGUAGCUUAGCUUCUGGGUUUAUUUUGGAUUUACUCCUGCUCAGAUAUUGGAUGAUUUCAAAUUUUCA
Molecule: messenger RNA, 1122 nt
Organism: Nelumbo nucifera (sacred lotus)
Lineage: Eukaryota; Viridiplantae; Streptophyta; Magnoliopsida; Proteales; Nelumbonaceae
Source: RefSeq, a predicted model, not a curated record